Molecule: messenger RNA, 1137 nt
Organism: Ramularia collo-cygni
Lineage: Eukaryota; Fungi; Ascomycota; Dothideomycetes; Mycosphaerellales; Mycosphaerellaceae
Product: related to alpha-1,2-mannosidase subfamily
Exons: 3
Coding region: 1-1137 (378 amino acids)
Biological process (GO): protein deglycosylation; protein quality control for misfolded or incompletely synthesized proteins; glycoprotein catabolic process
Cellular component (GO): cytosol; nucleus
Molecular function (GO): peptide-N4-(N-acetyl-beta-glucosaminyl)asparagine amidase activity; carbohydrate binding
Source: RefSeq, a predicted model, not a curated record
AUGUCAUUACGUCCAAGUGCUGUGCUUGGCGGCUUCAUGCUGCUUCAAGCAGUCACAGCCGCCGACAUAUUGUCUCUGGUGGAUCCUCUUAUUGGGACGACUAACGGCGGACAUGUCUUUGCGGGAGCUACGCUUCCUUUUGGCAUGGCGAAAGCCGUGGCGGAUGUCAAUGUAGAGAAUCAAGGUGGAUUUUCUACUGGGGAUGUCACAGGCAACAUCACAGGCUUUUCACAUAUGCAUGACAGUGGAACUGGGGGCUCCCCUUCACUCGGCAACUUUCCCAUCUUCCCUCAAUCAGGCUGCCCUGACGACGAUGUAAACAACUGCGUAUUCCCUAUAGAUCUACGAUCUGUCCCACGAAUCAACGGAACAGCAGAGGCACACCCUGGCUACUUUUCCAUUGAAAUUGAGACAAAGAUCCGGACUGAAAUGACAGUAACGAAUCACACAGCCCUCUACCGAUUCACAUUCCCAUCGCAGCCCGCAGAAAAGAAUGCCACGCUCAGUCCGCUCAUCCUAGCUGAUCUGAUUGAUCUUCCCCAAUCCAGAAUCAACGGAUCGAUCUCUGUGGAUGGCGAGACAGGUCGAAUCUCCGGUAGCGGAGUCUUCAGCCCUUCAUUUGGCAUUGGCAACUAUGCCACCCACUUCUGCGCCGACUUCUCCGGUGCCAAAAUUCGCGAUACGGGCGUCUUCAUGAACAACCGACCAGGAACAGAGCCCAAGAAUCUCACCGUUGUACAAGACGGCAUCAACAACUCCCCAGACCUUCUUCCAGCUGGAGCCUGGACGAGGUUCCACGCUCCUGAGAAUAACAGCCAGAUUCUCGCAAGAGUUGGUGUCAGUUUCAUCAGUGUCGCUCAAGCAUGUCACAACGCCGAGACGGAAAUUCCUGAUUUUGAUUUUGAAGGCGUUUAUGCUGCUGCACAGCAAGCAUGGACUGAUACGCUCGGUGUGUUUGAAGUCAAGCCGGGAGGUGUUAAUGAGAGCUUACAGAAAGUUUUUUGGUCGGGGUUGUAUCGCGCGAGCAUUUCGCCCCAGGACUAUACGAAUGAGAACCCACUUUGGAAUAGCACCGAGCCAUACUACGACAGUUUUUACUGUAUAUGGGACAGUUUCAGGAAAGUUUUUAGGGACUAG